CGCCAUUAAGACUCACACCGAACGAGUUGUUCACAAUAGGUCGCUGGUUGUUCAUGGCAUGGAUGUAGAAAGAGGUCUCGGAGGUUUAUAAUGCUUUUAGCAGCAGCACAUUAAAGACAGGGAGGUUUCACAUUGAUGAGGACAUUUCAUGACGUCAGAUCCGGAACAGGUGACUCGUAUCUGCACGUGUACAGUGUUGUCAGUGUGAUGGAGAGAUGACUUCAGCUAUCCUCUCAGCGAUCUCCGUUCUCACCAAGCCCCUCGCUGCGUCGUCUUGGCGUGAUGCUCCGUCCUCACAGCAGGAGGCCCUCCUGGCGGCCCUACAGGCCAACAGAUCCCUCCUCUGCAAGCAGCUGCAGACUGAGAGCAGCUUUGAGGGGGUGAGGAAGCUGAGGGAGGAGGUGAGGGCUGGGUCAGACUGGUUCUCCAGCAAUACAGCAGAUGUCCCCUGGGGCUUUGUCCAGGAGUGUCUCCUCCUGCUGCUUACCUUAGGACGACACCUGUCUGCCGAACUGAAUCAGUUCAAGGAGACCCCCCCUCCAUCUGCAGCUAAACUCCACACCCCUGAGAUGGCUCCGGCUUUACCUCCUGAUGUCCUCAGUGUCACCCAGCAGAAGACGCUUGGAGCAGCUCUACAGUUUGUGGUUUCCCUGGGACUUUGCCCAUACUUGGCCCCUGGCGUGGGCGUGCCACUGGGUCGCAGGUCAGCGUUUGGAGCCAUGGUGGAAAAACUUUUUCAUGGUGUGCCGGUGCAAGACGCUGGACGGCGCCUGCUGACCACCAUGAAGGUUCUCCUGCAGCUGGCAGAGCUAUCGUCUCUUGCCACGCUGGUGUUCACUCGCCAUCUGGGGGACGUGAUGGCCGCUCUGUGCCAGCUGGGCUUCCAGCCCCGGUGGGAGGAGAAGAUGCAGGACCUCAGUCCUGAGGAAUGUCAAACUUGCAAGGAGGCCCUCAAAAAGCUUCUAGGAAAAGUCUACCAGCCAAUCGUCAUCAAGGAGCUGCUGAUCCUCCAGGGCGGACCCACACAGUCUGGUGCAGUGGGAAGCUGCAGAGGGUCCACCAGGAGGUUAGUUCCUGGACCAGCUCCUGGAUCAGCUCUGGGAUCCGCUCCGGCCUGGCUGAGGUGUCUGUGUGGUCAGCUGCUGUCUGAGCGCCUGAUGCAGCCUAAAGGGGUCCAGGCUGUAGUCAGAGCUAUCUUGGAGGGAGGAAUGGGAGGCGAGUCCGACUGGAGGAAAUGUGAAGCUUUGGCCUGGAUCCUGGUGACCCCCCCCAAGCAGUGGGCCUCAGCAGGCAGCUACUUCAAACACGUCUGUCCUCAGAUCCUCGACCUCCUGCACUUUAAGGACCAGCUGACAGCCCAGCAGUUCCAGCGGGUCGCCACUACAUCUCUGCUGCUCCUGGUGCAGAAGGAGCCCGGCGUGGCCCUGCAGCACCUGGUCACUCCUCUGCUCUCACCCCUCCACCGCUGCACCCCCGCCUCCAAUAAGGGUCAAUCCCAAGCUGCUGUGGAGGAGAGCGAGCUGUCCCGCUGUGUGAGUGAUGUGUACAAGGUCUGGGUUGUUGGGAACAGUCCAUCAGCGUCCCUGCUCUCAGCUCUGGAGGAGGUUCUUCCUGUUGUCUUCACACUCUUCUGCUUCACCAAGCAGAACGUGUCCCACCUCCGCUCCCCCUGUCAGGAGAUCCUGCUGUGGUACCUGAGCCACGCCGAGGCGUCUGCAGCCCUGUCAGCACUGAGGCAGCUCUCAGGUCUGCAGGAACAGAAGAGCGAGGUGGGAGCUGACUUCCACUUCACCCCCGGCAGUGAUGGAGGAGCCAGACUGAGCUGCAGGGAGCGCUGCAGUGAGGAGGACGAUGCUCUGUAUGAGAAGCUGUCUGGAGAGCAGUGGAGGCUGGAGGUUCUGAUGCAGCUGCUGAAUGAACUCAAAGACUCAGACCUGCCCGGAGACUUCUUCCUGCAGCUGCUGCAGGAGCUGGCCAGCUGCGCAGCUGCAGCGGAUGAAGAAGAGGAGGAGGAGAAGCAGGAGUUGGGAGUGUCAGCCAUGACUCUCCUGGAGGUGGAGCAGCAGGUGCUGGGGGCCGCUGCGAGGCAGGGCCACAGACUGGCUCUGCUGCAGGUGCUGGCUAUGAUGGUGGAGUCUGUUCAGCACACUGUGCUGCUAAGGAAACCUUCACAGGUGGUGGACUUCAUGGUGUCCCUGCUUCAGAGGGCCUGUGUUGGUCUGGAUCAGAACACAGGUCCAGGCGUGGGAAACCCAGUAGAGAGCGAUACGCUGAGUAUGGGGGUGGGUCUGCUGGCUACCCUACUGUCUGGACCUCAGCUUAGUGCCGAGGACUACUCUUCUAUGAGGAGACUGCUCCCCCCCCUGGAGACGCUCUCUCAGAAGCACUCUGACGUCUUCAUCCAGGAGCUGGCAUCCAACCUCAGAGCUGUCAUAGCCACUCACGGUGCCUACCGGCCGGAACACCUCUCCACUGAGGCUCAGCGCUCCGGAAACCCUGAAACCAUGUCACAGAACAAAAGUGUGCCUUCAAGGAAAAGAGAAAAUAUGCAAGCUGAAGCAGACUCUCAGACUGGUCCUCAUCUAUUUCCCUUAAACAGUGAGCCGGCGAGCAGUGCCGCCAUCAGUCAGUCCUCGGACUCCGGAACAGGACUAAGUCCCAGAGGUGGAGGGAGGACCUCUAGCACCAGUAAACCUGCCCCUCCGACCAAGCCCUUUUCUGAUUUGCUGCUGGAGGCAUGUGACCCGGACGUGCCAACCCGAGCGUUCGCCCUGAGGAUUCUGACCCAGAGGGUACAGAAGCAGAACCCAGAGGCUGUGCAGGAGCAGGAGAAAGUGUUCAUGCUCUUCUUAGAAAACCUGGAGCAUAAGGACUCAUUUGUCUACCUGUCAGCCAUUCAAGGUCUGGCUGCUUUGGCUGAUUCGUACCCUGAGAGGAUUCUGGAGAGGCUCCUCAAAGACUUCCAACACGGCCCCUCACUCUCUACGUCCAUCACUGAGCACUGCCUUGAGACCCGCCUCAAAGUGGGAGAAGUCCUGAUGAGGGCGAGUCGGGCAAUGGGGGAACUUGCGCCCCACCUCGGGCGUCCUCUGGUGGGGGUCUUCCUGCAGGGAACCAGGGACCCGGACCAAAGCGUGCGGGCCAGCAGCCUGUCUAACCUGGGGGAGCUGUGUCCGAGGCUGGACUCCGCCCUGGCAGCGCAGGCUCAGGAGCUCAGCUCGUGUCUUACUGCUCUGAUAAAGACAGAGAAGGAAGCGGAGGUGAGGAGAGCUGCUGUCCAUGUCAUCACCCUGCUGCUGCGAGGCCUCAGCGACAAAACUACCCAGGUUCUCAGUGACGUUCUGUUGGACCUGUACCGGGCUCUGAAGUGGGUGGUGCGCUCCGACCCGGAUGACGUUGCAGUGGUCCACGCUCAGCUGGCUCUGGAGGAGCUUGAUGACGUGAUGAGGAGGUUCAUCUUCCCUGAGCAGAAGCUGGAGAAGAAGAUUGUUGUCCUGCCUUAGACCGCAAAUGUUAUUUAUUUCCAUUGUUUGGAGUUAUAGAGGACUUUAUUUGUAUAUUCUCUCCAAGUCUUUCCUAAAGAAACAAGUCACCCUAUACCACUGUGUUCUACUGAAAUGGGUUAUUUAAAUAAAGUUUUAAAAACA
Molecule: messenger RNA, 3647 nt
Organism: Eleginops maclovinus (Patagonian blennie)
Lineage: Eukaryota; Metazoa; Chordata; Actinopteri; Perciformes; Eleginopidae
Gene: tango6
Product: transport and golgi organization 6 homolog (Drosophila)
Exons: 18
Coding region: 216-3503 (1095 amino acids)
Biological process (GO): protein secretion
Source: RefSeq, a predicted model, not a curated record